Molecule: messenger RNA, 1812 nt
Organism: Coffea eugenioides
Lineage: Eukaryota; Viridiplantae; Streptophyta; Magnoliopsida; Gentianales; Rubiaceae
Product: putative receptor-like protein kinase At3g47110
Exons: 3
Coding region: 1-1812 (603 amino acids)
Biological process (GO): protein phosphorylation
Molecular function (GO): protein binding; ATP binding; protein kinase activity
Source: RefSeq, a predicted model, not a curated record
AUGAAAUUUCUAGGGUAUACUACUGCUUUCACACUUGGAAAUGAGACAGAUAGAGCUUCAUUUCUGGCUUUCAAGACAGAAAUAACUGAAGAUUCUCUAGGUGCCUUGGCAUCUUGGAACAAUUCUCUCCAUAUUUGCAAGUGGGCUGGUGUUGCUUGCGGCCUCAAACACCAAAGAGUAACAAGUCUGAAUCUCCAAGGACUGAAGUUGAGUGGAACCAUCUCACCUCAUCUUGGAAAUUUGUCUUUUCUACGCUCUCUUGACCUGUCUGACAACUACUUUCAAGGUGGGAUUCCACCAGAAUUGGGCAACUUAUUCAGGCUUCAAUACCUGAACAUGAGCUUCAAUUUUCUUGGAGGGCAUAUUUCUGCAAAUUUGUCACAAUGUUCCAACCUCACGGCUCUUGUACUGGAUCACAACUACUUUGUCGGACAGAUACCAUAUGAACUUGGCUACUUAGUAAACCUCAGGCAACUCUAUCUUGGAAACAAUCUCACAGAAAGUAUUCCAGCUUCUAUUGGAAAUCUUGCAGCUCUCCGGGUGCUGUACUUGUCUUACAACCAUUUGCAGGGUGAAGUUCCAGGUUCCAUAUCUCAGCUUAGAGAUUUAGCGGCACUUGGGCUAUCAGAUAACAAUCUUUACGGUGAAUUUCCUCCUGCACUUUAUAAUAUGUCAUCUCUCAGAUUCAUUGCCCUGACGGACAACAAGUUCACAGGCUUCCUAAUACCUAACAUUGGCCUUUCUUGGCCGAAUCUUGACAGGAUCUAUUUGGCAGCUAAUUUUUUCACUGGGCAGAUUCCAUAUUCAUUUUCUAAUGCUUCAAACCUUUUGCAACUUGAACUUCUUGGGAAUCAAUUCACAGGACAAGUACCUUUUGAGUUUUGCUUCAAUUGGACGACUUCAAACCUGGGAACACUUGCUUUAAGUUCAAACCAGUUUACAGGUGAGAUUCCGUCUUCCAUUGGCAACAUAACACAGCUGAUAAAUUUUUAUACUGCCACCAACAACCUUGAGGGAAGUCUACCUUUAAACUUGGGAAAUUGUUUAGAGAUGCAAAGUUUAGACCUUUCACAGAAUAAUCUGAGUGGCAGACUACCUGUACAACUGAUGCAGAUUACAACACUUAGAGCAGUAAAUUUCUCUUACAAUUCCCUGACUGGUUCCAUACCCCCGGAUAUUGGAGACUUGAGGCAUCUUGUUUAUGCUGAUUUUUCCUACAAUAGGUAUUCUGGUAACAUACCAAUCAGCAUGGGAAAAUUAUCGGCUGUAACAAUUCUCUACACGCAGAAUAAUUCACUCCAAGGGACGAUACCUUAUUUUGGGGGUCCGCUAUCUCUUCAGUAUCUAGAUCUCUCCUGCAAUAACCUUUCUGGCCAAGUUCCACCUUUCUUUAUGAAUCUUUCUUCUCUGGUCUACCUUAACUUGUCAUUCAAUAAUUUAGAAGGAGGAUUCUCUUCAGAAAACUUGAUUGAUUCAGGUAGUUUUGGAACUGUAGACAAGGGAACUCUUAGUCCAGAUGAAACAGUAAUAGCUGUCAAUGUACUGCACCUCCAUCUGCCAGAUGCUUCUAAGAGCUUCAUGGCUGAAUGCCAAGCCUUGAGACAUACAAGGCACCGCAACCUUGUCAAGGUAAUAACAGCAUGUUCAAGUUCUGAUUUCCAGGGUAAUGAUUUCAAAGCUAUAGUUUAUCCCUUCAUGAAAAAUGGGAGCCUAGAGGAGUGGUUACAUCCAAAAUCUGAAAGGCACCAUAAUGGCUUAAACAUUAUUCAGAGAAUCAACAUUCUCGUAGAUGUGGCUGCUGCAAUAUCUUAA